GUGUUUGGUUCUCACUCAUGUGCUGUUUGUCUUUGAGUUUUUGUUUUGUUUUGUCAACUGCUCUAUCUUUGAAUAGACGCAAUGCUUUCAACAUUUAUUGGAACUGGUUUGUGGUUGGUUUGUGAAAGGAAAACAACUUUUUUUCAAACUUCUAUUUGGUAACCAGUCACCGUCAUGAUACUAAUUACUAAAGCUUGGUCCAAGUAAAGAGAUGCUGACCACCUCCCCUCUAUGGAGACAAAGCAAUGCCACCGAAACGACAGCGUUUGGUUCUGGCCGUGUCAAUUGUCAAGCGUCAACCCCUACGUAAUUAAUACAAUAGAGCUACAUCAGCAGUUUCGUGACCGUUACUCCGUUAGGUUUAGCGGUUGUUCAGCAGAAUUCUAAAGUUCCCAUCAGAAGUAUUUUAAGAAAUUAUCUCAUUAAAAUAAAUUUUUGACAAAGUAAAAUUAUCUUACUAAAAAAUAAGAGAGAUUGAAAAUUGUGAGAAACUGUUUUUUCAUAAGAUAUUUAAAAAACACAUUAGAUGCUCUAGUAACGCUUGGCAUCCCAUGUUAUUGAUCUAUAUUUCUAAAUAAAGAAAUUUAGUUACAUAAUUUAGUUAUAUUAAAAACAUUAAUAUUCUAUUUCUAAGAAAUUUUUGUGGGGUUUCUAUCAGAUGAAUUUCUGAGGUUAUAAUUGGGUCACCAAUAGAAUGAAGAAGUGACCAAUAGAAUGAAGAAACACAUUAAAUUUUUUAUCGUUUCUAAAACAAACCAUAUAUAAAUAAUAACUAUUCCUUUACAUUUAUUUUUGGUAGAAAAUUCUAGAACAAAAAUAUUAUUCACUAAAUUUGGAAAAGAACAAUUUUUUUUUAAUUCGUUCUUAAUGUUACUAUAAUGGUUAUCAAUUAGAUCCUAAGAUUGGGAAAUAAAAUUUUCGAUGGUAUUUCAACCAAAACAUUAAAAUAUUUCAUUAUAUCUUCGAUGGCAUUUCAACCAGAAUCAUUCAACCAAAACGAGUCUUACAUCAUCACAAGUCAAACUAACCAAUGUUGAUCAUACGACUUUUAAGUGUUUUCUUUCAUCGAGACGGCUAAUUUUUAUCGUUGAACUUUGUGUUUCAGUGAGGACUUUUAAAUUUUAAUUAUUAUAAACUUGUAGGUAGUUUAUAUUUGUUUAAAACUCACAUUCCCACAUUGCGAAUGAGUUUCUUAUUGUUUCUCUUUUAUUUUACUUUACAAAAUUUGCGAUGGAAGGGACAAUGUGUUUGUUCCACAACCUGAUAUGGGUGAUUCUACUGAUGGGACAUCUACAUGGAUACGAAAGCUGUAUAGAGAAAGAAAGAAACGCUUUGUUGGAGCUCAAGAAGUACUUGAUCUCACAGAGUAUAGAAGAGGAAUCCAACUCUGUUCUCCCAACUUGGACUAAUGACACAAAGAGCGACUGCUGCCUUUGGGAGAGCCUUAAGUGCAGUCGUAUUAGCGGACGGGUGACCGAGAUUGCCUUUGGUGGAUUGAACCUCAAAGAGAAUACUCUUCUAAAUCUUUCUUUGCUGCAUCCCUUUGAAGAUGUUCGAAGUCUCAAUUUAUCCGGGGGAGCAUUGAACAAAUUCAAUGGCUUGUUUGAUGAUGUUGAAGGUUAUAACAGCUUGAAGAGAUUAACAAACCUGAAGAUUUUGGAUUUAUCCUCAAAUAAAUUCAAUAACAGCAUAUUUCCUUUUCUUAAUGCGGCUACAACACUCACAAAUCUGUUUCUUAGGUCCAACAACAUGGGUGGCUCUUUGCCAGCUAAAGAUUUUAGAGAUUUGACAAACUUGGAACUGCUCGACCUGAGUAGAAACCGAUUCAACGGCUCCAUACCGCUUCAAGAGUUAUCUGAGAUGAGGAAACUGAAAGCUCUGGAUUUAAGUCGCAAUGAAUUUUCUGACUCAACAGAACUCAAAGGCAAGUUUCCUCAAAUGUUUCACUAUUUGAUGUAGAACUGUCAUUGAAUUCACUUUAAGUUACAAAAACUUCUGCAUUUGAUUACCAUAGGUAUUUGCGAACUGAGGAAUAUACAAGAGCUAGAUCUCAGUCACAACAAACUUGUAGGUCAGUUUCCCUUAUGCUUAACUCACUUGAGUGGCCUAAGAGUUCUUGAUCUCUCAUCCAACCAAUUGACUGGGACGUUACCACCUUCUCUUGGUAGCCUUAAGUCCCUCGAGUAUUUGUCGUUGUUUGAUAACGACUUCGAAGGCUUCUUCUCACUUGGUUCCCUAACCAAUCUUUCAAACCUUAGAGUGUUGAAACUCUGCUCAAAAUCCAACUCACUUCAAGUAGUGUCGGACAGUUCUUGGAAACCAAAGUUUCAGCUGGAUGUUAUUGCACUACGAUCUUGCAACUUGGACAAGGUUCCUCAGUUUCUCCUACACCAGAAGGAUUUGCGCCAUGUUGAUCUCUCCGACAAUAACAUUUCUGGAAACUUUCCUUCCUGGCUGCUGGAGAACAACACUAAACUCAAAGUGUUGCUUCUACAGAACAACUCCUUCACAAGCUUUCAACUACCAAAAUCUCCUCAUCAUCUUCUCUUCAUGGAUGUGUCUGUUAAUAAAUUCAACCAUCUUCCUGAGAACAUCGGCUGGAUACUUCCUCAUCUACGUUACAUGAAUAUCUCCAACAACGGCUUUCAAGGAACUCUCCCAUCUUCUCUAGGUAACAUGAAGAAUACUGAAUAUAUGGAUCUGUCUCGCAACAGCUUCCGUGGGGAGCUACCAAGAAGUUUUAUAAACGGUUGUGAUUCCAUGGCAAUCUUGAAGUUAUCACACAACAAACUAACUGGAGAGAUUUUUCAAGAACCACCCAACUUUACUAAUAUAUUGGGGCUGUUCAUGGACAACAAUCUUUUCACAGGAAAGAUUGGACAAGGUUUGCAGAGCUUGAGAAACUUGUCACUCCUUGACAUUUCAAACAACAAUCUCACAGGCGUUGUCCCAAGCUGGAUCGGCGAGCUUCCAUCCUUAACAGCACUGCUUAUAGCAAACAACUUGCUGGAAGGUAACAUACCUACAUCUCUGUUCAACAACUCCAAUCUUCAGCUACUUGAUCUCUCCACAAACAAUUUAUCUGGAGGCAUACCUCCACAACACAACUCUCAGAAUGGGGUAGUGUUACUCCUUCAAGACAAUCAUUUAUCAGGAGAAAUGUCAGACACACAGCUAGCAAACGUCGAGAUACUUGACCUGAGGAACAACAAACUCUCUGGGAGUAUUCCUGAGUUCAUCAAAACACAGAACAUCAGUGUUCUUCUUCUCCGAGGGAACGACUUAACCGGUCGUAUUCCUCACCAGUUGUGUGGGCUAAUAAACAUCCAACUUCUUGAUCUUUCGAGAAACAGAUUGAAUGGAUCCAUACCAUCAUGCCUCAGCAAUACAUCAUUUGUCACAGGGAAGAAAUGUACAUCAUAUGAUUAUGAUUUCGGCAUUUCUUUCCCAUCUGAUGUCUUUGAUGGUUUCUCUCUGCAACAAGACAUCUCUUCCACAAACGAUUCCAGUAGAUACUUCAAGUCUCUGCUCAUGCUUGAUCCGUUUAGUAUGGACUACAAGGCAAGCACUCAGACGAAGAUUGAGUUUGCAACAAAAUACAGAUAUGAUUCCUACAUGGGUAAGAAUCUCAAGCUAUUGUAUGGAUUGGAUCUCUCGGAGAAUGAGCUGAGUGGUGAGAUCCCAGCUGAGUUUGGUGAGCUUAUGGAACUGAGAGCUUUUAACCUUUCUCACAACAAUUUAUCAGGUGCUAUACCAGAAAGCUUUUCAGGUAUGAAGAAUGUGGAGAGUCUUGAUAUUUCUUUCAACAGAUUACAAGGCCGGAUCCCACCAGAACUGACACAGCUGAGCACCCUCUCGGUCUUUAAGGUCUCUUACAACAACUUAUCAGGAGCUAUUCCACAAGGGAGGCAGUUUAACACUUUUGAUACGCAAAGCUUCGUAGGUAACAAUCUUCUUUGUGGACAACCAACAAGCAGAAGCUGCAACAGUGGGACAUUUCAAGAACCAGAUAGUGGAGUGGAAGAUGAUGAUGAAUCCACAAUCGACAUGGAGUCUUUCUACUGGAGUUUUGCUGCAGCUUAUGUGACCAUACUUGUUGGAUUAUUUGCGUCUCUCUCUUUUGAUUCUUUUUGGAGGAGAUUUUGGUUCGAUAUGGUUGAUGCUUUUAUCCAGAAGGUGAAAAAAAUGUUGUUUUAGAUCUCUGGUGGUGACAAGCUCUUAUAUUCUCCUCCCCCAUACGUUUUUACUCUUCUCAAACCCUCUCUGUCAAUAAAAUAAAUGUAAUGCUUACACAUCAUUUAUGCUUAAAACGAACUUUGAAAAGUU
Brassica rapa (field mustard) is the source of this 4326-nucleotide messenger RNA. RefSeq names its product receptor-like protein 15. NCBI's taxonomy places the organism in Eukaryota, Viridiplantae, Streptophyta, Magnoliopsida, Brassicales, Brassicaceae. The record is from RefSeq and is a predicted model, not a curated record. Gene Ontology annotation, molecular function: protein binding.